GCCAACAGCACGUUUCACUCUCACACCGAGAGCAGGGGGGAAGAGGAGAGGAUACUCUCCUGUGUCUACUUGUUGAUAUUUACCUGUAUCAGGAGCUCUCAGGACAGCUGGGACAUGGUGAUGUCUGCGUGAAACAAAUGUGUUUUCCAACAUGCCGCUACGUGGCUCAUGAUGCCUCCCUCAGCUCCAAGCGGAGAGCCGGAGAUCUGGACGGGGAACACAAGUUUGAAUCCUGAGAUUACUCCUGAAAUGUUGCUGCUGGACGUUCAUGAGACAUACCGGGAUAUGCGGGAGACACCUCGGGUAAGAAACAAGGAGGGACCCUGAUGCAGUCUUCUCCAGGACCAUGUCUUCUUAAUCCACCAGACUGUAUCUUCCAGUCUUUUUAAGAGUCCAAGGGAUCUGAAAGAUGAACAAAUCAGGAUCUACACCUGGCUCCUUGCAGUCACCAGACACCAUGGACAUCAUCCACAGCAAGACAAACACCCGCCGGGUGAGACUCAACGUUGGCGGCCUCCUCCAUGAGGUCCUUUGGAGGACUCUGGACCGGCUGCCCCGCACCAGACUGGGCAAGCUGAGAGACUGCAACACCCACGACUCCAUCAUGGAGAUCUGCGACGACUACAGCCUGGAUAGCAAUGAGUACUUCUUCGACAGACAUCCUGGCGCCUUCACCUCUAUUCUCAACUUCUACCGCACAGGGAAGCUGCACAUGAUGGAGGAAAUGUGCGCCCUGUCGUUCAGCCAGGAGCUCGACUUCUGGGGCAUCGACGAAAUCUACCUGGAGUCGUGCUGCCAGGCCAGGUAUCACCAGAAGAAGGAGCAGAUGAAUGAGGAGCUGAAAAGAGAGGCCGAGAACAUGAGGGAGAGGGAUGGAGAGGAGUUUACAACCACAUGUUGUUCUGAGAAGAGGAUGAAGCUGUGGGAUCUCCUGGAGAAGCCAAGCUCUUCAUUUGCUGCUAAGAUCCUGGCAAUCAUCUCCAUCCUCUUCAUCGUGUUGUCCACCAUCGCCUUGUCUCUGAACACCCUUCCAGAGCUGCAGGACACAGAUGAGUUUGGCCAAACAACAGACAACCCACAACUGGCUCAUGUGGAAGCUGUAUGCAUCGCUUGGUUUACCAUGGAGUACCUGCUGCGCUUCCUAUCCUCCCCUAACAAGUGGAAGUUUUUUAAGGGUCCUCUAAAUAUAAUCGAUCUGCUGGCUAUUCUCCCCUACUAUGUCACCAUCUUUUUGACAGAAUCAAACAAGAGUGUGCUGCAGUUUCAGAAUGUCCGACGAGUAGUGCAGAUAUUCAGGAUCAUGCGGAUCUUGCGUAUAUUGAAGCUGGCCCGUCACUCCACAGGUCUUCAGUCUCUGGGAUUCACUCUUAGGAGGAGUUACAAUGAGCUAGGCCUGCUGAUCCUUUUCUUGGCCAUGGGCAUAAUGAUAUUUUCCAGUCUUGUGUUCUUUGCAGAAAAGGACGAAGAGGACACCAAGUUCAAAAGUAUCCCAGCUUCAUUCUGGUGGGCAACCAUUACAAUGACAACAGUAGGUUAUGGAGAUAUCUACCCAAAAACUCUUCUAGGAAAGAUAGUUGGAGGAUUGUGCUGCAUAGCUGGAGUUCUGGUGAUAGCCCUGCCUAUCCCCAUCAUCGUGAAUAACUUCUCUGAGUUCUACAAAGAACAAAAAAGGCAGGAGAAAGCCAUUAAAAGAAGGGAAGCUCUGGAGAGAGCUAAACGGAAUGGUAGCAUUGUCUCUAUGAACAUUAAAGAUGCAUUUGGCAACAGUAUAGAGCUCCUGGAUGUAAUGGUGGAAAAUACAAUUGAAAAGAACGAUAAAGUGCAUGGUAACCAUGCUCAGCCCAAAGGGACAUCCAAACUCAAGUUACAGAUGAGCCCCAGCAGUCCCAUCAAAACCAUCGAACCAAUCUACCAAGAGCAAGCCAAGCCCUCAAGCAGCCCACAGCAUCUCAGUGCACAUAAACUGGAGGAGGCAUACAACAAGAUGGCCAAGACCAGGUCUCUACCCGACCCCAACAACAAGGACAAAGGGUCACAGUCCAAAGCAACGAGGCGGAGAACGGAAAUUGAGAUGGGAAGCAUCCCUGCCGAAGCCCACCUCAAUCCAGCAGAGGUGGUUUCAGACAUGAGGAGCAUGUCUAGCAUUGACAGCUUCAUCAGCUGUGCCACCGACUUUCCUGAGAGCUCACGCUACUCCCAGAGCCUCGUCGGCAACAUACCCUGGAAGGUCAGCACCAACCCGAGCCUGGAACCCACCUUGGAGAACGAACAUGAAGGAUCCCAGGGUAACAGUACACCCCUGACAGGACACAGCAACAAAUCCAGUCCCUACCCUGACAGCCCCAGGGAUCUGCACUUCAGAAACCCUGUCAAAAGCCGCCCACUCAAAGUCAACUUCAGAGCAAGAGAGGAUUCAGGAACAGGGGUGCUCUCAGACAGCUCGUCAGUCCAAAGCCCAGAGGCGUCCAUCUACACAACUGCCAGCAGCAGGACACCAAGCAAGAGCCCAGAAUAUUUACCACCAAGCAUAUUCACAUUCCAUGAUUCAUCUAUCAAUACAUUCAUCGAUGCUGACACUGAUGAGGAGGAGCACCUCCAUGACGGCUCUGGCACCAACCCAUCUCAAAGACUCUUGGAAAACACUAGCCCCAAGUUUAGCCAUCACGCAGGAUUCCAGCAAGGGUCCAACCACACGGGGGGCCUGCAGAGGAAGCUUGGGAACAGCACACUGCCAGCAGCAGUGCAAGAGAACCAUGUGGCUCAGGAACUACUGGCACUUCAGGGAGAGAAGAGUCACUAUAAAGCUUAAAGGUGCAAGUGAAGGACCUCAAGAGAAACAUUAACGGUAGUAGAAAACAGGAAGGGAAACAUAAAGGACAAUGGACGCAAAACUGAUCUUCCCAAAAAAUAUGAAAAGCACUGAAGACAUUUACAAAACAUAAGGUUCUCCCAUGAGGUACAAUUGUUGUGGACAUUGUGGAGCUCUCCCACCAGGGACUCAUGAAUAAAUGAAUUUGCCAGAGGACUCUGAUCAAAGAUGUUUUAAAAUGGCAAAGGAUGCUAUUAAUACAUUUGUUUAAACCCAGAUUACCACCCUAUAAUAAUAGCCUAGUUGUAGAAGUAUAAAAUAUAAUUUUUACAAGCAAGCCCUAUUUUUCUGACAUCCCUGGAUACUAUUUGAAUGCCACUACAGCAAAUCUGUCCAUACAGUAGCAAACCAUUGUAUUGCAUUUAAGGAAAUGUAAAGGAACAAUAUUCCUUUUUUUUCAUGUUUUUAAAGUCUAAACUCAUUUACAAGGCAACGGUGUGUUUGGAAAAUGUUCAGGGCACUCCCUUUAACUUUUUUCCUUAGAACUGGCCUUAGCUCACUUGUUUUUGUGUUUUUACAUGGGGAAAAAAAGAGAAGUUCAACCAAUCCAACCAAUGUCUUUCUUGUUCCUGUUGUGCCCGACUGCUGACAACAGAGAGCACCUUAACAUGAGACAAAUAGUUUAUUCUGAACACAGAAGCAGAGAAAUCUUUCUUAUUGGUUCUCAAUGUCAGUAUGUGUCCUGUAGCUUGGUGUUAUCAGUCUUGACCUGAGAAAAUCAUAAAAGUCUUGUGUUAGUUCAAAACUUUCUCAAAGGUGUUCUUGAGGAGUCAUCAUUCCUAUCGUAGCUGAUGAUCUGAACUUUGUAUUAAAUCACAGUGUGUCAUUAUAGCUGGACAGACAGCGCUGAAGAAUCAAAGUUUCUACAACAGUAGAAUAUUACACAAAACAACAUGUGUUGUACAAGGUAAAGAAUCCAGAUACUUUAUAUUUUUAAGAUAUUUUCUAAAAGAAUGGACCUUUAGAAGAAUAUAUUGUGCUAAUGUCAUAUUUUGCAUUUCAAUAUGGAGUACUGCAUUAUUUUGAUGGAGUUUAAUUCAUUAGAUGAUAAACUGUAGUAGAAAAAUGUGUUUGCUACCGACUACUUGUAAAUGUCUGUCCCUCUAUCCUUUGUGCAAUGUGAAGAACCAAAGACUUGUUCUUUCUGAAGAUGGUACAGUAUAUUUUAUUGUUUUAUCUGAAAAUGUUUAAAAAAACAAAAGCAUUCCUUUUCUUAACAGCAGAAUCUGACGUAUUUCAGGGAGCCAUACAUGCUCAUUUGGUACAAACAUGUAAGCCGGGGGAUUGCACAGAUGCCAGGAUUGGCCUCUGAAGGAGAAAGCUGAUUACAUGGCUGAAAAGAGAGGAAACAGGGAAAAGGAAGGGACAACACAGCAGCACUUUAUUUAACAUUCAUUUUGAAAAGCUAAUUUGAUUAUUUACAGACUGUGGAACUUGGCAAGUGGUUUUUGCUUCCAGACAUCCAAAACAUUAUGCACAGACCAAUUCACAUGACAUCUCCUACAAAAUAAAAGCCACCUCACAGCAAUGUACAGCUCGCCUCUCAUACACUAAAGGAGGCACCGUUAAUAUCUGUAGGUCACACUAUCCUGCAUCUUGUAUUUCUUUAAGCACCCAAAUUCAAACAUAUGACCACUCUGGGUGUUGUUCAUCUGGUGCUCUCACUAAUCAAGCAAGCAUGUUUUUUUUGAAAAUUCUUAAAUUAAUCACAUAUCCCGCAAGCAUGCUACAAAGCAUCUACUUUGUGUUUGUAUUUAUUUAAGUAUUUACUCUGUACUCAGUUUUUUAUCAUUAGACCUAAAAUGAGUUAGAUAUUUCUGUGCCUUUGCUUUUUACAGACGCCUGCCACACACACUCAAUCUGUUGUUGUGUCCCGUCUGAUGACGGUUCAACCCUCUGCACAUGAAGUGGAUCAUCAAGCUGCCAGACUGAUAGUGACUGUAUAUACCAACACCUCUGCGCAUCCUGUCUUUCCUCAACACUUGUACUUAAAUGCGCUCAAGAAAUUUGCAUGAAAAAGGCCCAAAUCCACAGCAACAAAAACAGGUACAGAGUGAAUUUUAUGCAUUAUGUAGCCUAAUGUAUGGUGACAGGCCUUCAAGACUCAAAUAAGAUAUAGCAAAUAGACAUGCAGAAGUGUUUAAAUUUUGCUUUUAUUCAGUAAUUAACAUUUUUGUAUCUGAUAUUUGACCUCCUCACCUGUGGCUUCAGUCUGCUUAAGGAGACAUUAUUAUAUUGUGGGCCUUUUGAUUGGUCACAUAAUCCCUUUAUAUCCCUCUUCCAUUGUCAUUGAGAGCUGCACUCAUCCCAGCAAUACUGAACAUGACUGUGUGUGUGUGUGGUCACUUCAGCUCCCUGCUCCUGUGGAGGGAGAGUGUGAAAUGUGAUUGGAAUAGGAACAACCCAUGUGACAGGUGAGAGUUUAUCACACCUGACAGACGUAAGCAGCAUUUUCCUCCUGAACCCAAAGACCUCUUAAACAAAGACAAGAUAGUCACGUCAAACAUUAUAGGCUACGUAAAAACAAAAGUAAGAGCGAAGCAUCUCCUCAGGCAGUAAACAUGCUAUCAUAGCUUGUCCACGAGAUAUACAGACUGAUUAUGAACACAGAACUUAAAUGUGUGUGUUUUCCAUUAUGGUCCCUUUUUGCAGAAUGACAGUGCAAAAAAUGUCACUUUGGGUUUAGGCAUCUGUUUGAGGAUUUUUUUUUCCUUCAUUUCUGAAGUUCUAUAAAUAUCAUCCUGGGCAUGCAAAGGGAGAGACUAGGCCAGCAGGAAAAAGGCUCAGUUACAGCAAAGUCUUUGGGCAGACGUGGUCACGUGGAGUCCUCAGCAACUAACUUUGAAACCAAAAGAAUCAUAAGUCAUUGGUGUGUGGGAUUUGUUGCAGUCGUGCUCUGAACGCUGCGUGGUGAUGGGAUAACAAAUGUCAAACUGACAAACAACGACAUGACUUUCACCAUUAUGGAAAAAAAAAAAGAAAAGCUAAGAAAAUUUAAAAAGGAGGAUUAGUUUCACAGUGAAAAGUGCAGAUUCAUUAACAUUCAUUACACAACAGUCAGACAUGCAGUAAAUACUAACAAAUAUGGAAUUCAGCCUCUCAUCAUGGUGGACUCACUUCCUUUAUACAAGCCAUACUAAAAUGGUCAUUACUCUUUUUCUGAUUGAAGAAUGUUAAUAAUCUUUCUUUUCUUUAAUUAUCAUCAUUAUUAUAUUAUUAUUUAAACUGCACUUUAUUGACCAUGCAAAUAAACUGUCUACAUACAAAGGUACAUUUUGGUUUUAUAUCAAUUUCCAAAAGCACAAGAUUCAAUGUCAUUUUCUUUAAGCACAAUAAGCCAUGACAGAGGUUAAAGCCAAUGCAGACACAUUGUAGAAUUUUCUGAAUCUGUCCCCUUUCUUCAGGGAAUCAUCACCUCCACUCAGCUCUCACUGGUCUGCACACUGCCCACACCAUGUCUGGGGAAAUGUAUGUUUUGUAAAGUUUCAUACUUUGUACCAGUUGACUUUGUUGAAUAUGAUCUUUGUGGUUCCUUGUUGUUGAAUGCAUGUAGCGCUAUUAAACUUUGUGACACAGGACUUGUAAAUACUAUCUACAGUAAGAAGCUUUAGGACAAAGUCUGUGAUCAGAGAUUCUGGAGAUAUUUCCUCCUUUUACUGACUGAUGCUUAAUAAAAGCCAAUAAUCCAGA
Labrus bergylta (ballan wrasse) is the source of this 6559-nucleotide messenger RNA. Its product is annotated as potassium voltage-gated channel subfamily B member 1. NCBI's taxonomy places the organism in Eukaryota, Metazoa, Chordata, Actinopteri, Labriformes, Labridae. Gene Ontology annotation, cellular component: voltage-gated potassium channel complex; membrane. Gene Ontology annotation, biological process: protein homooligomerization; potassium ion transmembrane transport. The record is from RefSeq and is a predicted model, not a curated record. Gene Ontology annotation, molecular function: protein binding; delayed rectifier potassium channel activity.